AUUUAAAUGCAGAUGUCGGCCAUAGAGCGAAUCACUCUGAUUGCUGUCGCUGUGGUAUAUACACGUCUGCUGCCUGCUCGUUUAGCUUAAUUUCAACAAUCUUUUGCCAAAAUGUGUGACGAAGAAGCAUCAGCUUUGGUUGUGGACAAUGGAUCCGGCAUGUGCAAGGCUGGCUUUGCCGGCGACGAUGCCCCACGCGCUGUCUUCCCAUCCAUUGUGGGUCGUCCUCGCCAUCAGGGCGUGAUGGUUGGCAUGGGUCAGAAGGAUUGCUAUGUGGGCGAUGAGGCGCAGAGCAAGCGUGGUAUUCUCUCGCUGAAAUAUCCCAUCGAGCAUGGCAUCAUCACUAACUGGGAUGAUAUGGAGAAGGUCUGGCAUCACACCUUCUACAAUGAGCUGCGUGUGGCCCCCGAGGAGCAUCCAGUGCUGCUCACCGAGGCUCCACUUAACCCCAAGGCCAAUCGCGAGAAGAUGACACAGAUCAUGUUCGAGACCUUCAACUCGCCAGCUAUGUAUGUGGCCAUCCAGGCAGUUCUCUCGCUAUACGCCUCCGGUCGUACCACGGGUAUUGUCCUGGAUUCCGGUGAUGGUGUCUCCCACACGGUGCCCAUCUAUGAAGGUUAUGCACUGCCACAUGCCAUUCUGCGUCUGGAUUUGGCUGGUCGCGAUUUGACCGACUAUCUGAUGAAGAUCCUCACCGAGCGUGGCUACUCGUUCACCACCACGGCCGAGCGUGAAAUUGUGCGCGACAUCAAGGAGAAGCUCUGCUAUGUCGCUCUCGACUUUGAGCAGGAAAUGGCCACAGCUGCCGCAUCCACCUCGCUGGAGAAGUCGUAUGAGCUGCCCGAUGGUCAGGUUAUCACCAUUGGCAACGAGCGCUUCCGUACGCCCGAGGCUCUGUUCCAGCCUUCAUUCCUGGGCAUGGAAUCGUGCGGUAUUCACGAAACUGUCUACCAGUCGAUCAUGAAGUGUGAUGUGGAUAUCCGCAAGGAUUUGUAUGCCAACAAUGUGCUGUCUGGCGGUACCACCAUGUAUCCCGGUAUUGCUGAUCGUAUGCAAAAGGAAAUCACCGCCCUGGCUCCGUCCACAAUUAAGAUCAAGAUCAUUGCACCACCUGAGCGUAAAUACUCUGUAUGGAUCGGUGGUUCCAUUCUGGCCUCGCUGUCCACUUUCCAGCAGAUGUGGAUCUCCAAGCAGGAGUACGAUGAGUCCGGCCCCGGCAUUGUGCACCGCAAGUGCUUCUAAACAUCCAAGCUAUAAAAUCAACAGCAGCAGCAGCAA
Messenger RNA from Drosophila novamexicana, 1278 nucleotides. Its product is annotated as actin, larval muscle. Lineage: Eukaryota; Metazoa; Arthropoda; Insecta; Diptera; Drosophilidae. Gene Ontology annotation, biological process: mitotic cytokinesis. The coding region runs from base 112 to 1242 and encodes 376 amino acids. The record is from RefSeq and is a predicted model, not a curated record. The transcript has 3 exons.